Molecule: messenger RNA, 532 nt
Organism: Vanessa tameamea
Lineage: Eukaryota; Metazoa; Arthropoda; Insecta; Lepidoptera; Nymphalidae
Exons: 1
Coding region: 84-362 (92 amino acids)
Source: RefSeq, a predicted model, not a curated record
UCAAAACCACGUUACUUUCAGUUUGGGACUUGGUCAGAAGCCUAAUAUUUUUAUACCUUAAUAACAAAUAGUAAAUUAUCAAAAUGGCUCAAGGUAAAAUGAAAGUGAAAAGCAAGUUACCUUCAGGUGCCAAAAACAAAACAAAAAAGUCCAAAGGAAAAGCCGUAACUAAAAGAAGCAAUGCCCCAGUCCGUAGUAAGACGCAGGCAAUAGAGAAAAAUAAGAUGAAGGCUACUGUAACGAAGAUGGUCAAUAAAGCUGCUGAGCAGCAAUUGCGGUCAUUGGCGAAGGACACUCCGCAGCUGUCUGCAGCUCAGCAGAGAGUAGCAGCUGCUCCAACAGCCCCUGUACCUUCUAAAUAAAUAUAUAACCCAAAAUGCCUGUGCUAAGGUUUCUUUUGCGUUGUUUUUAAUUAAAAAUCAGAGUGCAAAAUUAUUGAAAAAUGUGUGUAAGUUAUAUUAUCAAAAUUUUAAAGAGCACAUAUAAAGUUGAUUAAAAAAAGGUCAUCAUUUAAACUAAUAUUAUUGUAUAU